AUGGCUUUAUAUUAUAGUGGUUCGUCAACGGAAUUGAAACACUUCAGAUUAUUGAUACUGAAAACUGCAAAAUUAGAUCAAUCUGAUAAUGAAGAAGAGUAUGAAGAGGAAGAUACCGAGAAUCCACCUUCUUCUAUUUCAUUAUUCGAGGUUCUCAAAAAAAUUGAACCGGAAUAUCCUCUAUUGACCCUAAAUUGUCGAUUUGAUUCUCUAUUAACUGAACAGAUGGACUUUAAGUUUACGAUAGUUAAAAGGGUUUGUAAACGACAUUCACAGGAGUUGCGAGAUUAUGUAAUUUUCCAAACUUUACCAGCUAUUAUUGUCAAUCUAUGA
Messenger RNA from Funneliformis geosporum, 333 nucleotides. The record is from the annotation of a GenBank genome assembly. NCBI's taxonomy places the organism in Eukaryota, Fungi, Glomeromycota, Glomeromycetes, Glomerales, Glomeraceae.